Molecule: messenger RNA, 1227 nt
Organism: Diaporthe amygdali
Lineage: Eukaryota; Fungi; Ascomycota; Sordariomycetes; Diaporthales; Diaporthaceae
Exons: 3
Coding region: 1-1227 (408 amino acids)
Biological process (GO): L-aspartate biosynthetic process
Cellular component (GO): cytosol
Molecular function (GO): pyridoxal phosphate binding; L-aspartate:2-oxoglutarate transaminase activity
Source: RefSeq, a predicted model, not a curated record
AUGGGAUCGGCUAGCAAUUACUCCGUCUUCGAUGCCGCCGAGUACGUCGAGCCCGACGGCAUCUUCGACGUCCUGCGCCGGUAUGCAGCAGACCCCUCCUUAGAAAAGGUCAACGUCUCGGCUGGCGCAUACCGCGAUGGGGAGGGCAAACCCUGGUUCCUACCCUCGGUGCAGAUGGCCAAGAAGAAGAUUGCCGGUUCAGACCACGAGUACUCGCCAAUGAUGGGCUUUAGACCGUUCAGGGACGCCUGCUACGAGCUGCUGCUGCAUGACACAAGCGCACUGGCAGAGGGAAGGGUAGCAGGCGUUCAAUCACUCUCUGGAACGGGCGCCCUUCUCCUGGCCGGUAUGACACUGCACAAGGCAAACGCAGGCAUCAAGACCGUCUACCUGACCACACCCACAUGGCCGAAUCACGAGCUCCUCUUCGAGACCAUGGGCUUCACCGUCAAGUGGCUGCCCUAUUACAACACCAAGACCCGCGCCCUCGACGAGGACGCCUUCGUCGAAGCCCUGAACGCCGCCGAGCCCAACUCGGCCGUCAUCUUCCACGCCUGCGCCCACAACCCCACCGGCUGCGACCCGUCGCGCGACGGGUGGCGGCAGAUCGCCACGGCCGUGCGCGCGCGCAACCUCUUCCCCGUCUUCGACUCGGCCUACCUGGGCUUCAACUCGGGCAGCGUGGACGAGGACGCCUGGGCGAUCCGGUACUUUGUCGACGAGCUGCGCAUGGAGGCCGCCGUGUGCACCUCCUUCUCGAAGAACAUGGGCCUGUACGGCGAGCGCGUCGGUACCGUCACCUUCGUCACGGCGUCGCGCGACGCAGCCGCCACCGUCCAGAGCAUCCUCGAGAACGCCCAGCGCGCCACCAUCAGCACCCCGCCUCUGUACGGCGCCCGCAUCGCACAGGCCGUGCUCACCACCCCCGAGAUCAGGGCUCAGUGGGCCGAGGAUCUCGUCACUAUGAGCGGCAGGAUCCUGGCCAUGCGGAGGAAGCUGUUCGAGGAGCUGGUCAAGCUCGGGGCACCCGGCGACUGGAGCCAUAUUGUCAAGCAGUCGGGCAUGUUUGGAUUCUUGGGGCUGAACCCGGCGCAGGUUGCCCACCUUGAGACGGAACACCACGUCUACAUGGCGAGCAGCUCACGCAUAUCGAUUGCCGGACUGAACGAUGGGAACGUUGAGUACUUCGCCAAGGCGCUGGAUGCCACUGUGCGGACCAUUGCAUAG